AGCAAGCAGGCAAGCUAGCGAGUAAGCGAGCAAUGCAACUCAGAAGGCUGCAAUGGUGAAAUAAGCACGAUUCGUGAAGGGCAUAUUUUUUUGUUGCACAAUCAAGAGAACAUCGCGGUCUGAGACUCAUUUGUUCCAGUUAGACUUAAUUUCUUAUUCAAAACCUUGAACACAUUGGAAAUUAUGUCCCGAUCGGCGCUGAUCCAACCGGCAAGAUGAUGAUUUUAUCAAGGAGAGGGUUAGGUUGUGUAGCAGAUUCGGUGGUCUUGGUGAUUUUUGUGGUCACCUCUUGCUUGGGAACCGUAUCAACCAAGGAUACUGCCUUUGUGGAAGUUGUGCUUUUUGAGUCAAGUCCAAAUGGAGAUUAUACCACUUACACGACCGGUUUGCAAGGAAGAUUCUCCAAGGCUGGAGCCACAAUCAGCGCUGAGGGUGAAAUCGUACAAAUGCAUCCUCUGGGGCUGUGCAACAACAACGACGAGGAGGACCUGUACGAGUAUGGCUGGGUGGGCGUGGUCAAACUCGAGCAGCCCGAGCUGGACCCUAGUUGCCUGACGGUCCUGGGGAAGGCCAAGAGAGCAGUGCAGAGAGGAGCAACUGCAGUCAUCUUUGAUGUGUCGGAAAACCCAGAAGCCAUCGAUCAACUGAACCAGCUGUCGGAGGACCCCCUGAAGAGACCCGUGGUGUACGUCAAGGGCGCCGACGCCGUCAAGCUCAUGAACAUCGUCAACAAGCAGAAAGUGGCCCGGGCCAGGAUCCAGCACAGGCCGCCAAGGCCUGCGGAGUAUUUUGACAUGGGCAUCUUCCUGGCUUUUUUCGUGGUGGUGUCCCUCGUCUGUCUCAUCCUGCUGAUCAAGAUCAAACUCAAGCAGCGCCGCAGCCAGAGCUCCAUGAACAGGAUGGCCAUCCAGGCGCUGGAGAAGAUGGAGACGCGCAAGUUCAAGGCAAAGGGCAAAGGUCAGCGCGAGAGCAGCUGCGGGGCGUCCGACUCGCUCAGCAGCAGCUCCACCUCCGACUGCGCCAUCUGCCUCGAGAAGUACAUCGACGGAGAGGAGCUGCGGGUGAUCCCCUGUGCCCACCGGUUCCAUAAGAAGUGUGUGGACCCGUGGUUGCUCCAACACCACACCUGUCCGCACUGCAGACACAACAUUAUAGAACAAAAGAAGGGAAACGGCGGCCCGGUGUGUAUGGAUCCUGGGAACCCGGUGCACGGCCGGCAGCAGAGGGUGGUGUUGCCCGUCCACUACCCGGGCCGCGUGCACCGCGCCGGCCAGGUGACCGCCUACCCGACGCGCACCAGCAUGGACCCGCACGGCAACCCCAUCACGGUGCUGACGGUGGACCAGCACCCCGAGCAGGGCCUGUACCCGGGCCAGUCCUCCGCCUUCCUGCGCGGCGGCUAUCCCACGCUGCACCUGGAGCACACGCUGGGGCCGCACCACUGCGCCGCCAUGGAGCACCGGGCCAACGCCGCCGCCGCCGCCGCCGCUGCCGCCGCCGCCGGUUACCCGCAGUCGCACGCCGGCGGCGGCUUCAAGCGCUCCAAGUUCCACGGGCGCAACUUCUCGCGCGCGCCCUGCUUCUCGCAGUACGAGACCAUGUACCAGCACUACUACUUCCAGGGCCUGACCUUCCCCCAGACUGAUGCCCACGGUCAGCCCACAGGGGGCGCUACAGGGCCCCUAGGCCCACAUAAGGGCCAGAGCCGGGCCUUCCAGCAGGGACUCCUCUACCCCACCGUGGUCCACAUGGCCCCCACCUCCAGCUCGCGGCUGGGGGACGUCGGCCUCGGGCCGGGAGGAGGAGGCGGUGCCGGGGGUGCCGGUGGCGCUAGCAGCAGUUCGGGGCUCAGCUGUUACCACGGCCACCGGUCGGUGUGCAGCGGCUACCUGGCCGACUGCCCGGGCAGCGACAGCAGCAGCAGCUCGUCGUCGUCGGCGCAGUGCCACUGCUCGUCCAGCGACUCCAUGCUGGACUGCACCGAGGUCAGCAACCAGGGCGUCUACGGCAGCUGCUCCACCUUCCGCAGCUCGCUGAGCAGCGACUACGACCCCUACGUCUACCGGAGCCGUAGCCCCUGCCGGGGGUCGGGCGGAGGCGAGCUGGCCGUGUCGGCGGGUAGUGGCCCGGGUUUCGGUUCCGGUCCCGGUCCCGGUGCUGGUGUGUCCGCCGGGUGUCCUUCCUCUACCUCGGGGGCCGUGGUGGUGGGUUCGGCCGAGGACUGCCCCCCUUCGCCCGGGGGCCUGGACUGCAUGCAGCUGACGUCCCCGCCACCCCCACCACCGCCCCCGCCGGCCCCCUGCUACACCCCCGCAGACCAGCACUACCAGUAUCAACACCAGCACCAUCAGCAGCACCAUCAGCAGCAGCUCCUCUCCACCACCGCCUGCGGGAAGGACUCUCUCUGUAGCGGCCGCCCUCUGCUCCCCGAGCCCAGGGACGGCAGCUGCACCUCAGCCACCGCCAGCUCCAGCUCCACCACCCUCCAGCACCAGCACCAGCACCAGCACCAGCACCAGCACCGGGAGGCCUCGUCGUACGGGGCCGCGAUGGGCCGCCACAGGCUCCCGGUGGAGGAGGAGGACGAGGAGGAGAUGGAGGAGGAGGAGGAAGGCGGAGACGGUGGGGGGUGCAGCUGCUGCCUGGAGACCCUGCCGCUCCACCCGGGCCAGGACUCGGGGAGGCACCUCGACGCUCCAGGCCUGAGCCCCGUGAACUUACGCGGGCCGGGAGUGUCCCCCUCGGACCCCCCGGGAGGUGGUGCCGGCGGUAGCGGUGUUGGUGUUGGUGGCGUUGGUGAGCACGGAGGGUACGACGGCCUGCCCUGCUGCUUCUACCAGGAGCUGGCCAUGCAGCGCGGCUCUGGUGGGCGUAGCAGUGGUGGAGCGGGUGGUGGUGGCGGUGGCAUGGUUGGCGCGGGCGGCAGGAUGAGCGCGGACUGUUACUCGGAGGACUACGCCGUGAGCGUCCAGUACUCGCCGCUGGACUCCACUGCCGCGGCCGGCGAGCGAGUACUGGGCGUCCGCGAGCCCAGCCGCCGGAUCCCCAUCAUCCCCGGGGACGCCGACGGGGACGCGGACGGCGAGCCGGGACUCGAGGGGCCCGACGCGGAGCCGCGGGCGUCCCUGCUGCGCUCGUGCCGCAUCGCCCAGGCCCACGAGGAGGAGGAGGAGGAGGAGGAGGAGGAGGAGGAAGAGGAGGCGGUGGCGGGGCGGACUAGUGAGCCCGCCAGGGCCCUCUUCCCCCCCUCGGGACCUUAUCCGCGGAGCAGACAGGCGGCGUACUCGCUGGAGGCCCAGGCCCUGUUCCCCGCCACCAGGGUCUCCUCCACACACUGCUCCCCCGCCGCCAGCGUCGCCUGCACAGCCACUGACGAGGCCUGUGGGGUAUGAGACUGAGACUCACGACCCCUGACCCCUAACCCCUAACCCCAACCACAGUGGCCUCUUGCAUCCAACCCACCUCUCUUAACCUGUUUCUCUGCAGUUGCCUUGUUAAACCUUCACUGAAUGUCUACAUCACAAACUGUGUGAGUUUCUACUGAGGUUUUAUCUCUUAAUGAUCUAUUUUUUUCCCUCUACUUUUUGUUUUUUUUAUUCUCUACUUUCUUUUUUCUUUCUCUCUCUUGUUGUCUCUCAUCAUCUUGCCUCACCCCCCUUUUGGAUUCCAUUGGACUCCUGUGGCCUUCUGCAAAAGUAGUAGACAACGUUUCGGAUUACAUAAAAUGCUGCUGUAUGAAACGGAGGAUAAAACAAAUGGCUGCAGCAGAAUCAGCAGAAACACGUAUGAAGCACAUCUGUCUGAGGGCACUGGCCAGGAUCUAUUCCAAAGCCAAUUCCCAUCUGAUGAACUGGGUGUGUCUGGUACAAGAGCAGGACCAUAUCUUCAUUCAUUCUUUCAUUCAUUCAUGCAUUCGUUCAUGCAUUCGUUCAUUUAUUCAUUCAUUCAUUCAUUCAUUCACACAACUGAAGGUCUCUGCUUUCACACACUAGUGCCCCCACACACACUGAUUGUUUUGAUUGUUUGUCGAAUUUUAAACAUUUCAUUGCUACACUCUUAAAACAACACAACUUGUGUCGUUUUUUAACUCAUCCAGAUAGACAGCACAGUUUGUGUCCUUUUUUUUUUAUUUGUUACAAAACGUGUGUUGAAAAUAACACAAUUUGCAUUGAAAAUAACACAAGUUGUUUUAUAACACAUCUCUGUGUCCAGAUAGGGACAACACAUUCGUUUUAAGAGUGUAAUUUCUUUCUUUGUUUUUACCAGUUUGCCAAGACCAUGUUUCUACACAUCAUAAUGCCAGUAGUCUUAGUUAUUUUUACAUGCUCUAUCUCGCAUGCACUCAAUGGUGCGCAUUCACAAACAGCCUAAAUGAUCUGCAGUGCAUUGUGGGAAGGAAUCAGUCAUCCCAAAGCUUAUCAUGCUGCAAUUCAGAGUUCAUUUUUUUUUUAAGUUUUUUAAAUGAUGCGGUUUUACAAAUCUAGUAUCAGUGCAGUUGUUGUUGAAGCUAAGCAGAUGAAUGGUGAUGUCUGUUUGAGGACUUCCACUUUUGCUCCCUUUUCAACUUUCUCAGGGCUCAGGUCUCCUUUGGAAUAGUGAUAAUAAAACACAGACCAAGACAAAGGUUACAUUUUUUUUUUUCUCUAACAAAUCUACCAGCGAUUCAAAGAGGGUCUGUUUUAGGCUGUCUAUAGGGUAUAGCACCAAAGUAUAGGUGUGUGUUUGAGCGAGAGAGAGUGUGAGAGAGAGAAUGUGUUAAUGGGCUGGGAUUAUUUCCACUCAAGACUGCUUUACCUCUACUUCUGAGAAUGAUUUUCAUAAUUUUCAUACUGUACCACCUUCUGAGUGGUCCGUGUGUGUGUGUGUGUGUGUGUGUGUGUGUGUGUGUGUGUGUGUGUGUGUGUGUGUGUGUGUGUGUGUGUGUGUGUGUGUGUGUGUGUGUGUGUUUGUUUCAGUGAUAGUACAGCUCUCAUGCGUGUCUUUUUACUAGGCCAAAGCAGAAACUCGUUUGGAAACCAUUAGGAUGUGGUGGGGGGUUUCUGAAGCAAACUAAUUCAAAGCAGCAUCUUCGUUUCAAGCUUUUCACAAACACACACACAUACACAAACAUUCUCUCAUUCUUUCAUUCACUCACUCACUGUCUCUCUCUUUCUCUCGCCAUGUCUUCUUUUCUUUUCUUUUCUUCCCUCACUCACACAUGUUCAACACAAGCUCACAUCAUCCACACAGCGAUCUCCUCAUGCCUUUUUUUCUGUGUACACAGAGGUUUUUAUAUUGUUUCUAUGAAAUGUACCCAUCAAGCUCACAACUGGCGGCCAUGAGGAAAGAGAACUGUUUUUUGGUUUUUGAUUAUUUAUGUACCCGCUAGCCGCCGAUUCUGGCACGGAACCGGUCCAGAUCUGGCUCGGAGUCUGGCGAAGCGCCAGGUCCUGGCCGGCUGCAGGCCGAAUCAGAACCAGAGCCUGCUACUGUCUAGGAUGCUGAAACUGUAACCUGGUGCCGUAAUUCAUGGCCAAGAAUCGAAUCUUGCCUUGCAUAGAGAUAUGUACUGCAAAUGUAACAUUUUGGGGUACCUGAGUCACUAUUUAAUUUUUUGUAUUGUUUGUAGCACUUAAGAAGAUUGUAUAAAAGACAAAUGUGUACAAAAAAUAAUAUUUUUUAAUUUUUUAAAAAUAUAAUUAUUUUCUCCAUCAUUACCAUUUUACAAAUGUUUUAAAAAAAGAAAAAAGGCUAGAAAUCAAUCUGUGUAUAUUUCAGUAUCUGUAUAGCAGCGCAUUUCAUGAAUGGAAAUAUGUUCUCUGAAUAUUUAUUUACUAAUAUAUUUAUCUUUAAGCCAUGUCUUAUGUUCAGAGUGUAUGAAAGGUUUGGAUUUUUUUUUAUUAUUAUUAUUGCUUUGGUUUUUGAGAUCACUAACGUGAGACUUGUAAAUACAUGGUAAUUGCACACAAAACAAUUAAAUAUUCUCUGACCAAAAACUGAUUUUAAAAAUUUAGUACCAUACAGUUUUGUAACAAAGUGUACAAAGAUCUGAAAAAUAUAUGGUUUUAUUCAAGUAAAUGAAUGUUGUUGACU
This is a messenger RNA of Sardina pilchardus (European sardine), 6072 nucleotides long. It is a transcript of the gene znrf3, whose product is annotated as zinc and ring finger 3. Gene Ontology annotation, molecular function: ubiquitin protein ligase activity; frizzled binding. Gene Ontology annotation, cellular component: plasma membrane. The coding region runs from base 216 to 3392 and encodes 1058 amino acids. The transcript is spliced from 8 exons. The record is from RefSeq and is a predicted model, not a curated record. Lineage: Eukaryota; Metazoa; Chordata; Actinopteri; Clupeiformes; Clupeidae. Gene Ontology annotation, biological process: Wnt receptor catabolic process; negative regulation of canonical Wnt signaling pathway; ubiquitin-dependent protein catabolic process.